CGCACACAGCGGAGCGCGCAGCGGAGGACGGGGAAGAUCAUCCCGAGUGCUCCCGCAUGCUGGGGAAAUCGAGUCUAUGUGGCCGCUUCCGGGUCACCCGGCGCCGACACCGCGAGUCACGUGAUAUCAAGAUGGCGGCGCCGAUGUAGCUGGAUUUUGGUUGUGGCGUCCAAGCAGCCGCGACGAGUUUUGUCUCGGGUUGUCGGGGCAGCAACGCUCAGUUGGCCUCUGCGGCGGUUUGCAGCCCCAUGUUAGGCACCACUUCAGGGCCGAGGCUGUUGCUGUCACCGGUCGGUUCGGAGAAGUUCCGGUGACCUCGCUGCAGGUGCUGUGCGCCGGCUAUCCUCACCAGGGGAGGAGGAGGAGAAGGGCGGCCGGCCUCCCCGGUCUUCUGGACCUGCGGAGUUCAUGAAGCCUGGAGAGCCCUGUGGGAGACACACCUUUGAGGGGCUGCGGGAGUUUGCGUUUGCGGAAGUGUGAGAGGCAGCCAAGUACCCCUAAAGGCGCAAAGAAGACAGCAAAGGACUUUGCUUCCUCCUCCGAAGUCUUGGCUUCCCUGUGUUGAUAACCCCAGCUUUCUUUUUUCACUUUCUUUCAAUGUUCUCUCCGUAUAUCUGGAAAUAAUGAUCAGCGCCCCUGACGUGGUGGCCUUCACCAAAAAGGAUGAGUACGAGGAGGAACCUUACAAUCAGCCGGCCCUGCCUGAAGAGUACUCGGUGCCGCUCUUCCCCUUUGCAAGCCAAGGAGCUAACCCAUGGUCCAAAUUGUCCGGAGCCAAGUUCUCUCGGGAUUUCAUCCUUAUUUCCGAGUUCUCGGAGCAGGUGGGACCCCAACCCUUGCUGACCAUCCCCAAUGACACCAAAGUUUUCGGUACUUUUGAUCUCAAUUACUUCUCCUUGCGGAUAAUGUCUGUGGAUUACCAGGCUUCUUUCGUGGGCCAUCCCCCUGGUUCUGCUUAUCCCAAGCUGAACUUUGUGGAGGAUUCCAAGGUGGUACUGGGAGACUCCAAAGAGGGAGCCUUUGCUUAUGUGCACCACCUGACCCUGUACGACCUGGAGGCCCGUGGCUUUGUGAGGCCCUUUUGCAUGGCUUAUAUCUCAGCAGACCAGCACAAAAUCAUGCAGCAGUUCCAGGAGCUUUCAGCCGAAUUUUCCAAAGCUUCUGAGUACUUGAAGACAGGCAACAGGAAGGCCUUUGCUGUGGAACUUGAAAAAAAACUGAAAGACUUGGAUUACACCAGGACCGUGCUGCACACUGAAACGGAGAUCCAGAAGAAAGCCAAUGACAAAGGCUUUUACUCAUCUCAAGCAAUUGAGAAAGCCAAUGAAUUGGCUAGUGUAGAGAAGUGUAUCAUUGAACAUCAAGACCUGUUGAAGCAGAUCCAGUCAUACCCUCACCGGAAGUUGAAGGGGUCUGAUGUGUGUUCUGGGGAGAUGGAGCAUACUCAGGAUCAGCCUGACCAGGCAGGCACUACUAACCCUGAUGAAUGUGCUGACACAGACCUUUACACCUGCAGACCUGCCUACACCCCAAAACUCAUCAAAGCAAAGUCCACCAAGUGCUUUGACAAGAAAUUGAAGACCUUGGAAGAGCUCUGUGACACUGAAUAUUUCACCAAGACUCUGGCUCAGCUCAGCCACAUUGAGCACAUGUUCAGAGGAGACCUGUGCUAUCUCCUGACUAGCCAGAUUGACAGAACACUACUAAAGCAACAGAGCAUAACAAACUUCCUCUUUGAAGACUUUGUGGAUGUCUAUGACAGGGUGGUAGAGACACAAGAAAGCAUACCAUCUAAGCCCAGUCAAGACAGGCCGCCUUCCAGAUCUCUACAAGAAUGCCAAGUUCCUCAAGUGUUAAUUAGUUUUGGCUCUUACAAGUCCAGUGUGGAGUCUGUGCUGAUCAAGAUGGAGCAGGAAGUCGGAGAUGAGGACUACAAGGAAGUGGAGACAACACAGUUGAACAGUUUUGACCUCCAGGAAAAUUUGGGCUACCUGGAUAUAGAUAUGAAAGGCAGUAUCAGCAGUGGUGAAAGCAUUGAGGUUCUAGGCACGGAGAAGUCUACUUCUGUGCUGUUUAAGUCUGACAGCCAGGCUAAUCUCAUGGUGCCACUGAGCCCCCAGGUGAUCCGGAGCAAAGCAGUCAGCCACAGGACCAUCAGUGAGGACAGCAUUGAAGUCCUCAGCACCUGCCCCUCUGAGGCCCUCAUCCCUGAUGAGUUUAAGGCCAGCUACCCAAGUGCUAUUAAUGAAGAAGAAUCAUAUGCAGAUGAUAGUGAGGGAGCCAUCCACUUCCGGCCAAGCAUCAGCCCAGUUGAGCUGGGUGAGCCAGAGGAGGGCAGCUUAGAAAACACCUCGUCCCAGGCGGACUCCUGCUGCAUUGGGAAGGAGAGUGAUAGUCUGCUGGUGCCACUCUCUACUCCAGUCCACAUACUCUCUGAUGAGGAUGGAGUAGUGAGCAUCCCCCCACAGCGCUACAGGCAGAAGGACCAGGGAUUCCACAUAGACUUUGCAGUGGAAAAUGCCAACCCUUCUUCCCGAGACAACAGUUCUGAAGGUUUCCCUGCUUAUGAGCUGGACCCAAGCCACCUACUGGCUAGCCGGGACAUCAGUAAGACCAGCCUGGACAACUACUCAGACACUACCAGCUAUGUGAGCAGUGUAGCCUCCACCAGUUUGGACAGGACUCCCUCUGCUCAUCUCACUGGCCCCUCUUCUGAGAGGCAUAAAAAGAGGGCUGGGCAGAAUGCCUUAAGAUUCAUCCGCCAGUACCCCUUUGCCCACCCAGCCAUCUACUCCCUGCUCAGUGGGAGGACGCUUGUGGUCCUGGGGGAGGACGAGGCCAUAGUCAGGAAGCUUGUGACAGCAUUGUCCAUCUUCGUGCCCAACUACAGCCGCUAUGCCAAACCUGUGAAGCACUGGGUUUCCUCCCCUCUGCACAUCACGGAUUUUCAGAAGUGGAAGCUAAUUGGCCUGCAGAGAGUGGCAUCCCCUGCCAGCACCCUUCACGUUCUGAGCCGUUACAGCCGCUACACAAGCAUUCUGGACCUGGACAACAAAACCCUGCACUGCCCCCUUUACAGAGGCACCCUUGUGCCCCGGCUGGCAGACCACCGUACUCAAAUCAAGAGGGGCAGCACCUACUACCUGCAUGUCCAGAGCAUGCUCACCCAGCUCUGCUCCAAGGCUUUCCUCUACACCUUCUGCCAUCACCUGCACCUGCCUGCCCACAACAAGGAGAUAGAGGAGUUGGUUGCUAGCCGGCAGGCAAGCUUUUUGAAGCUGAAUCUGGGUCUAGUGAAUGAAGAUGUCAAGGUGGUCAAGUACCUGGCUGAGCUGCUGAAACUGUACUAUAUGCAGGAGUCUCCUGGGAUCACCCAUCCCAUGCUUAGGUUUGACUAUGUCCCCAGUUUUUUGCACAAAAUCUGAGGUCAGUCCCAGCCACUGUGACCAAGACCUGUGACUUGGCACAGGGAAGGGAAAGGUUGGCAUGACCAAGCAGUCCUCUGAGCUUUGUAGAUUUAUGGUAUCAUAGGUGGGAAGGAAACCAGUGUGGCAGCUAUGGUUCCCAGGUGGCUCCAGGCACCCUGCCAGCUGGACUUGGACAGAGGGAGAGCCUGGCUUUCUCUGAAGGUGUCUGGAAGGACAAUAACAGCUCUUGUCUCCUCGUUAAGGAGUGAUCCUAGGACUGAGGACUGGUAGCCAGGGCAGAGGGAAGCCUCAGUGGGAUGGGAUGAGAGGAAGGAAGAUGAAGCCCUAAUGGGAAGAAAAUGGUGGCCACUUUCAUCUCUGCUUAACACUUGAGUAGCAAAAUCAAGUGAAGCAGCCUGUUUCACUGGAAUGAUUUGGUGGAAAAUAGGAUGAUAGAACAUCCAUUGCCUCAUUCAGACUGCAGCUGAAUGGUCUCCUGGAGUCCAUCACGCCAGGAGAGGCCCUGGGAUGAAUGAGGAGAAGGGAGAGAGCUCUGCCCCAGCUGCGCAGUGGGAAGUGUACACCCUCCAGACCCCAGUGCUGCGGCAGGGGUGAGUAGCACCCCGUCCCCACCCUCACUCCCUUACCUUGGAAACUGUUCCCGCAGGUCAGCAGGAGAGAUCAUUGUAGUCACUAGUUGUCAGUGAGCACUGCUCUUGGAGGCAGAGAGCCCAGGAGACAGGCAGGGCCAAGGUGCCAUGAGGCCAUCACCACUGUGCAAGCGAUGAAGAAGAGCCAGCAGGUCCACUUUUUUUGGCCAGAGUGAGUUAGCACUGUCUACUUACCCAAAGCAAACCUUUGCAACCACUUCACUACCUCUUGCAGGUCUCACAGGCACAGUGACAGCAGACUCGUGUUCAGCUGGCUGCAUGGGCAGGCAGUCCGGGCGGUAAUAACUCAUGGAGGGGAUUUCCUCCAGGAAUGAGGAAAACGUUCUUGUGUGGCUGUCCUUAUGGAUCUGCUUGAAGAGGUCACACAGGCCUGGAGUACGGGCACCACACAGCAGCUCACUCAUCACCACAGAGUCCCCCCAAGUAUGCUCACCUCACUGCAGCUCAUUUCCAUCAUCAUGAGACUCUCCACACCUUCUCAGGAGAUGUUCCCAUGUAUUCCCUACCAUGACCUCCCUGAGCUUCUUAUACAAUGGCCACUGACCUGUAGAUUGGAGGGUUUAUUGAAACCCAGAAAUGUUAUGCUUUUUUUUUUUAAGCAGUUUUUUCCUAAGUAGGGAGAACUCUUGAUAUUACUGCUUUUUAAGUUAUCCCCAGAAAGUUGUGAUAAAACAGACCUGAGCCAGCAACAAGUGGUACUCCUGAGCACACAUGUGCAUAUCUACUGGGGUCGUGCUCUGUGUGGUUGGGGCCCUGUUGUUGAGACCUGGUCUACCUGUCAGCUUUGUAGCACACCAUUAAAGUCACAGAGACCCCUGGUGACUAAGGAGGGUUUGCCUCACAUCACUCCUUUGGUCCAUUCUCUGCAGAAUGAUAGGACCUUGUUGACUCCCACCCAUCAGCUGCUGGUCAGGGUCCCCAAUCCUGUCAUGGCAGGGAUUUCCUCCAGGAAGGAGGUAAGCCUUGUGUGGCUUUCUUUGUGGACAUGGUUUUUGCUUCUAUGGCAAAUGGUGCUGCUUACAUCUCAUCGUUUUCCCUUGUACCUCUGUCCAUUACAUGUUCUCACACAGACGACUCUCCUGGAAUGUCUUGGCAGCUUUGAGAUGUGAAGUGUGGUGGCUGUGGAGAAGGCUGUGUAGAAAGCCUGUUUCUCUCCGUGAGCCCCUCCCUCGUGUUCAAGAUGCUACUUUAUUUUCUGUGUGGCUAAUUGCUGCCUACUUAGGCCUCCAGGGACAUGAGUUUGUGACAUUUUAUGUCCAAGGGAAGAAAGUUCUGUGGAGCCCCAAUGACAAGAUGAAAAGUGGUCAUUGGCACCACCCUUGCUGUUCCUGUGUUUCACACUGAUGUGGACUCUGCAGUUAACACUUCUCACUGGGGAAGCUGAUACCAGCAGGUCAGCCAGACCUGGCCUUCUAGAAGUGAAGGCCACAUACUGCCAUAGAUGUCUGCUUUGGAGGGUGUUCACUCAGAAGCUCUGCCUUCAGGAUGCUUUUGAAAGCUUGAGAGCUCUUAAGGUGAGACCAGUCUAGUAUAAAGAGAACAGACUGUCUGCACGACCAGCCACAGAGAGAGCGCAAACCAAGAGCAUCUCGCUGGAGUUGUUUUCUUUCUUUUUUUGAACAUACAGAUACUUGAUAGCUCACCUUUUUCACACAAAGCACACCUGCUGCCAUUUUCUUUCAGAGUUGUUUCUUCAUGAAGAAGGCAGGUUGACCUCACUGACUAGUGGGUGAAUUCCAGGAUUUAAAUUUUGAUUAAAAAUCUGACUUUUCACUGUGGCAGUUUCAAAGGAUUGCCUGAUGCCAAGUAUGUUUCUUCUCAAAGUGGCACUUGGACUGAGCCAGUUUGGGCUAAGGCAGCUGAGCCCGUGAAGCUGAUCCUCCUCAACCCCCUGCCCCCACUUUGGAGAACUAGGACCUACUAGAAGUCUCAGAUGCAUCUGUAAAUUUUAAUGGUGGGGAGCCGUAUGUAAUGGGCUACUCUCUUCUUCAAGAAUUUUCAUUUGAGGUUUUCCUCUAGUUACAGAUUAGUAAGUGUUAAUAAAACAUUAAAAAACUUUCCAGAAAGUAAAGGAUAUCAGUGCCCCUUAUUAUUUCUUAGUCCUGUGAAGGCCCAGGCACUGAAACUGUGAGGUUUCUUUACUUCCUCCCUUCCUCCCAGGGAUUACU
Molecule: messenger RNA, 6246 nt
Organism: Artibeus jamaicensis (Jamaican fruit-eating bat)
Lineage: Eukaryota; Metazoa; Chordata; Mammalia; Chiroptera; Phyllostomidae
Gene: SMCR8
Product: SMCR8-C9orf72 complex subunit
Exons: 3
Coding region: 624-3425 (933 amino acids)
Cellular component (GO): guanyl-nucleotide exchange factor complex
Molecular function (GO): GTPase activator activity
Source: RefSeq, a predicted model, not a curated record